AUGAUUCCCGUCUUUGUAUUUCCCAAUCAUUUGGCGUUUAAUUGUCGCACAAAAACCAAAUCCAUUUCUGUUUACAAUCCGUACGACUUUCACAUCAAAUUCACGAGUAUUUUAACCAUUCGUUCGACUCUUCACGAGAUAAUCAGUUCUUUUGUCGCAGUUUUGGCCACAAAUCCGUCCGCUUUCGCGCUCUCGUCCUCCGAAGGCGUCAUCCGUUCGCGUCAUUGUCUCGAUGUAGCCGUGCGUUUGACUCAAGACUCGGUUCGCAGCGAAAAGUUCUUGAUUUCCAUUCGCGAGACUUCGGGCGCUCUUCGCAGCGGACAACGCGUGCUGUCCGUCGCCAACCGCGCGACAGACGACCCGACGCAAGACGACGAGGACGACGGCGCGCACGACGACCACUUCGCGCCCCUCCCGUCGUCGCCCUCCGCUCUGCAGUCCGCGUGCCGUCAGUUCAAUGGCGCGCAACAGCACCACAACCCGUGGUUCUUAUACGCCGUGGCCGUCGUCUGCGUCGCGCUCCUCCUCCUCCCGCAGCAGACGCACGACAGCGGCGGCGACGCGACGCCUCUUCUGUCGGUCGCCGUCGCCCACAAACUAGUCAUGGCGCCACUGUUUCUAUGCGUGAGGGAGGGGCGCGCCGUUCGGCCCCCCCUUUGUUGCUGUGCGCUGUCAUUGUCAGGGCGUGACUCCUCUCAGUCCACAGCAAUGUCCACAACAACCACAGCGUUGGCGCUCUUCGCGGCCGUCGCGUGCGCUUCGGGUGAGUGUUUGCGCGCGUGUUUGGGCGCCCCCUCUCAACCCCUCUCUCCGCAGUUCUCGGGCAGGACUUUGGCGAAAGGCCGGCGACCAAUGAGCCGCAGUUCGUCUCUCAAGGCGGCAAUCGUGUCGUCAGAGAAGGCGAAGACAUCGGCAAACCUCCCGUGCGAAGUGCACGACCUGGGCGAAUUCGUGAUUCUCUGGAAGUUCAACAGAAGUCAAGUGUUGUUCGCCGGAAACCUUCGCAUUCAUAGAGACGACAGGAUUUCGCGCGACGACCAGAAGGGCUCUCUCGUGAUCCGCAACUUCCGGCCGGAAAACGCCGGCGAAUACAGCUGUCAGAUCUCUACGAAUCCGCCGAAAGAUAUCGUUUAUAACGUCGCUGUCAUCGGUCCGCCGCAAAUCCGCGCCUCA
Molecule: messenger RNA, 1173 nt
Organism: Oppiella nova
Lineage: Eukaryota; Metazoa; Arthropoda; Arachnida; Sarcoptiformes; Oppiidae
Source: the annotation of a GenBank genome assembly